Neltuma alba is the source of this 1772-nucleotide messenger RNA. Its product is annotated as TMV resistance protein N-like. NCBI's taxonomy places the organism in Eukaryota, Viridiplantae, Streptophyta, Magnoliopsida, Fabales, Fabaceae. Gene Ontology annotation, molecular function: ADP binding. The transcript is spliced from 3 exons. Bases 123 to 1772 code for a protein of 549 amino acids. Gene Ontology annotation, biological process: defense response; signal transduction. The record is from RefSeq and is a predicted model, not a curated record.
UUGAAAAGCUUCAUCCUCAAAAUUACAAAUCUGUGCAUAACCGGGUUUCAUCUUCUUCCGAUCAGGUCGCAGAUCAAAGAAAUCUUUCACUUAUUUCAUCCAUCAGAUUCCAAAUCCUUGCGAUGGCGCGUGAUGCUGAUGGAGUUGGGUGUUCUUCAAGCUCUUCUGGUUCAACUAAGAGAAGGAAGUAUGAUGUGUUUUUGAGCUUUCGAGGGGAAGAUACUCGGAAAAAUUUUACUGAUCAUUUGUAUGCUGCUUUAAAACGCAAAGGAUUAAGAACUUUCCGGGAUGAGGAAGAACUUGAAAGGGGAGAAUCUAUUAAUCCAAGUUUAUUACAAGGAAUUGAAGAAUCUCGUUCUGCAAUUAUUGUGUUCUCUCUAAAUUAUGCUUCUUCAACUUGGUGUUUGGAUGAGCUUCAAAAGAUCCUGCAGUUGAAGGAAGAGACAAGUCUUGAAGUAUUUCCGAUAUUUUACGGUGUAGAUCCAUCUGAUGUUAGGAAACAAAAGGGAAGUUUUGCAGAGGCAUUCAGAAAGCAUGAAGAAAGAUUUGCACAUGACAAAAUGAAGGUGGAAAAAUGGAGGGAUGAUUUAGAAAAAGUUGCUGCUAUAUGUGGUUGGGAGUUAAACGACGGGUAUGAAGCAGAAUUCAUUGAAAGCUUUGUUGGAGAAAUGGAGUCAAAGUUGCUUGAUAAAUCAGCAUCUAGUCUUGGCAGGUUAAUUGGAAUUGAACCAAAAUUAGAUAAAUUGGAGUCAAUCGUGGAAAGUGAAUCAAAAGGAGAUGGGUUUAUAGGAAUAUGGGGCACAGGAGGUGCAGGGAAAACAACUCUUGCUAGAGCCUUUUAUGAGCGAAAGCGCAGAAACUUUAAGAAUCAUUGUUUUCUUCCUAAUAUUAGAGAGGCAUGUGAAAAAGAUCGUUUGAUUUCAUUGCAAAGAAAACUUCUUUUUUCUUUAGAUAAAAGGAGUAUGGAAGUGACUGAUUCUUAUGAAGGAAUGGAGUUAAUAAAAAGCAAGUUGACCAACAGAAAAAUUCUACUUGUCCUUGAUGAUGUGAAUCAUAUUGAGCAACUUGAAAAUUUCACUCCAAGGCAAGGAUGGUUCAGCAAAGGGAGCAUAAUAGUGAUAACAACAAGGGAUAAGCAUUUGCUAUCAUCAUAUGGUGUAUCUGAUAGUGCUAUAUAUGACAUUGAAUUCUUGACUGAUAGUGAGUCCCGUGAACUUCUCAUUCAAAAUGCCUUUAAAGAAGGGCAACCUGAUGAAAUUUUUUUGAAACUUGCUACAAACGUCAUUGAAUAUGCUGGAGGCCUUCCUUUAGCAAUCAAAGUGUUAGGUUCAUUUCUUUGCAAAAGGAAGAUAGAGGAAUGGGAAUAUGCACUGGCUAAGUUCAAGAACUAUCCUCCAGAGGACAUUUCGAAGAUACUUGAAGUGAGUCUUCACGGAUUAGAUAACCAGGAGAAAACCAUAUUCUUGGAUAUUGCUUGCUUUUUCAAUGGGAUGGAUGAAGAUCAUAUCAUACACAUUUUAGAAACGUUCGAUAAGGAUCUUCACACAAAAAUUGGAAUAAGGGUUCUUAUUGAGAAAUCACUAGUAAUUAAUUAUGAAGGGCGUUUGUGGGUGCAUGAAAUUUUGCAAAAUGUGGCUAAGCGUGUUGUCUAUCAAGAAUCACUUGGUGAUGCCAGCAAGCGUUCUAGGAUAUUGUCCUUGGAUGAUGCCAAUCAUGUAUUAGGAGGAAAUAAGGUGACAUUCCAAAGUUCUUGUGUUUGUGCACUCUUAUAA